AUGAAGAUCAUUAUCAGCCUUCUCACCCUGGUUGGUGCCAUGGUCUCGGCCCUUCCAACCUCCAUCCAGGUCGGAGAUCUUGAGAAGGAGGGCUUCGCCUACAAGGAGAAGAGAGAUCUGGAGAAGGAGGGUUUUGCUUACAGAGACCUCGAGAAAGAGGGGUUCGCAUACAAGGCUAAGAAGAACCUUGAGAAGGAAGGCUUCGCCUACAAGGAGAAGAAAGAUCUUGAGAAGGAGGGAUUUGCGUACAGAGACUUGGAAAAAGAGGGCUUCGCGUACAAGGAAAAGAAGGGUCUCGAAAAGGAAGGGCCGGAUACAAAGACGGAAAUGGGAGAGCGAAAAGCGUUCAUGAUGUUGUUUACUUUCCGAGCAUGGAUAAUGACUGGUGGUAACACUUCUGGCUGA
Drepanopeziza brunnea f. sp. 'multigermtubi' MB_m1 is the source of this 405-nucleotide messenger RNA. Lineage: Eukaryota; Fungi; Ascomycota; Leotiomycetes; Helotiales; Drepanopezizaceae. The record is from RefSeq and is a predicted model, not a curated record.